AUGAACCGGCCCGAGCUAUAUUUCCACCAACAGUCAUGUCUUUUACCUUAUGGGUGGUCCGAGCAUCUUGGCCCAACUGGUCAGCCUUACUACUAUAAUGUCAACACCAAAGAAAGCACAUACACCAGGCCACUACCUCCCCCGGUGCAGGCUGCAGCCAAGAAACAAAAGGAAAAGCCACACGUCAAGACACAAAUUCCGGGGACUGAGUGGAUACGCGUAAAAACAACAGAAGGAAACAUCUUCUACUCUCAUAAAGUGAAGAAAAACAGUGUGUGGGUCGUGCCGGACGAGAUUAAGAGCGCUGUUGAAGAGUUGGAGAGACAAGAGGCUUCAGCUCCACCGGAUAUAGCCAUGGAAAUCGACAGAGUCAAGAACGAAGUUGCGGAAGCAGUCAAACGCAAAGCCGAGGACACUUUGCCAGCAACGAGCAAACGACCCAAGACAGAUGCUGAGUCUGACAAUGAGAGUGAUGAUGCAGAAGAAGAGGAUUGGGAAAAGGAGGCAGUGGCGCAACUAGCAGCAGAAGCGGAGGCAGAGAAACGGCGGGUUGAGAAGGAAAACAAACGUUUGGAGGAAGCUGAAGCUGAAAAACGACGAUUGCAGGCUGAGCGUAUUGAUCUUUCCGUCGAUGAGGCCAAAGCGUUAUUCAAGACACUUCUCCGAGAGAAAGAUAUCAACCCGCUUCAUCCCUGGGACUCUGCGCUACCCAAAUUCGUCAAUGACCCGCGAUACGUGCUCCUCACUUCCGUCUCCGCUCGGCGGGAGGCAUUCGACGAGUAUUGCCGCGAACGCUCCCGCGAAAUACGACAAGACACGGUUAAAAAAGAAAUAUCGGACCCCAAGGAAGAGUUUGAACGUUUCUUGCAAUCAGAGGUCACUAGCACCAGGACUUCAUGGUCGGAUUUCCGUCGUACAUGGAAAAAGGACCGGAGAUUCUAUGGUUGGGGUCGGGACGACCGAGAACGAGAAAAGAAGUUCAAGGACUGGAUCAGGGAGCUGGGUGAAAAAAAGCGUGCUGCUGCCCAGAAGGCAGAGUCAGACUUCUUCGCUUUACUAAGGGAGCGUCAAGUCAGCCAGGAUGGUCAACCCUGGAAAGAUGUCAAGAAAAUGCUUGUCGAUGACCCACGCUAUGAUGCUGUUGGGUCGUCGUCUCUCCGCGAAGAACUAUAUAACACGUUCUUGAAAGGCACGACAACGGUUUCCCAACCACAAACUGUAGCACCGAAACUUGAGCAACAAGAAACUUACGAAGAACAGCAAAAACGCCGCAAAGAGCGUGCUCAACAAGCUGUUCAAGACCGAGAAAAUAAAGUUAGAGUGGAUAUGGAGCGCGUCGAAGCCGAUAUAGGUAGAUCUCGGGAGGUUGGGCAAAAAGAGGAGGGAGAAAUACUGUUCAAAACGAUGCUCGUUGAUGCAGUACGAGACCCCCAGGUUACCUGGCAAGCUGUUGUGCCGCUGCUGUCUGCUGAUCCACGCUUUCAAUCCUCACGUCUUCCUCACAAAGUGCAACUCGGACUGUUUCAGGCUCACAUCGACCAUCUUCGCGUCAAGCAUAUGUCUGGUCUUCACGCUCUUUUCGAAACUCAUGCACCGCGAUUGAACAUUGUUUUUGAUUCUCUCCCCGUUGAGAAUUUACUAACUGCUUUGCCCGUGACGAAAUUGGGGUUCGACAUUCGUUCUCUUGAACGGGAGUUUGAGCGCUGGCAACGGGAGAGGACCAGUCGGUGUCGGAAAGCGUUUGAUGAGAUGCUUGCAGAAAACUCUUUCGUGGAAUUCUGGGGCAAGCUGAGGAAAAUUGGCGGAGAAGGGGUCGACGGAGGGGUCAAAGCGGAUGAUGAGGGCAAGGCAGAAGACGAAGGGGAAGCUGGAGGUGGACGUGUGGACAUGAAAUCGCUUGCAGCACAAGUUGAUGUCGCAGAAAUAGAAAAGGUUUUGAAGAACGACAAACGAUACGAGAUGUUUGCUCAUAUUCCUCAAGAACGAACUGAGUGGAUCAGGAUGCAUCUGGCUGAGCUUCCUUCACCAAAGUUCUCUGUCCAUAUUUGA
Molecule: messenger RNA, 2049 nt
Organism: Mycena indigotica
Lineage: Eukaryota; Fungi; Basidiomycota; Agaricomycetes; Agaricales; Mycenaceae
Exons: 10
Coding region: 1-2049 (682 amino acids)
Cellular component (GO): nucleus
Molecular function (GO): RNA polymerase binding; transcription coregulator activity
Source: RefSeq, a predicted model, not a curated record